Messenger RNA from Serinus canaria (Common canary), 3183 nucleotides. It is a transcript of the gene PLEKHB2, whose product is annotated as pleckstrin homology domain containing B2. Gene Ontology annotation, biological process: regulation of cell differentiation. The record is from RefSeq and is a predicted model, not a curated record. Lineage: Eukaryota; Metazoa; Chordata; Aves; Passeriformes; Fringillidae. Gene Ontology annotation, cellular component: membrane.
CUCGGUGCGGGCCGCGGGCCGGGCGGCGCGGCUGACGUCAGGGCGGGGCUGGCGCUGCCCGCGGGCGGAGCGGGGCCGGCGGCGGGCGCGGGGAGCGGCAGAUUAAGCAGCAAUGGCAUUUGUGAAGAGCGGAUGGCUGCUCCGGCAAAGUACAAUUUUACGGCGUUGGAAGAAGAACUGGUUUGAUCUGUGGUCUGAUGCCUUAAUAUUCUAUGAUGAUCAAAGUCGGCGUGAUCUAGAAGAUAAAAUCCACAUGAAAAUCCACUGCAUCAACCUCAGAGUGGGGAACGAAUGUCGAGAUUUCCAGCCUCCAGAGGGGAAGCAGAGAGACUGUUUACUGCAGAUUGUUUGCCGUGAUGGGAAGACAGUCAACCUCUGUGCAGAGAGUGCAGAUGACUGCCUGGCAUGGAAAAUUGCUCUCCAGGAUGCCAGAACAAACACAGGCUAUGUGGGAUCUGAUGUGAUGUAUGAUGAGACAGCCAUUUCCUCAGCCCCUCCUCCCUACACAGCUUAUGCCACACCAUCACCUGAGGUUUAUGGCUAUGGCUAUGAUCAGUACAAUGGUGUGUACCCCCCGGUGGGCCCUCAGAUCUUCUAUGCCUCCAAUGGACAAGCUUAUGCUGUGCCCUAUCAGUAUCCAUACCAAGGACCUUAUGGGCAGCCCCCUGCAAACCACGUCAUCAUCCGAGAGCGUUACCGUGACAGCGAUGGAGACCUUGCACUGGGCAUGCUGGCUGGAGCAGCAACUGGAAUGGCUCUGGGAUCACUCUUUUGGGUCUUCUAGAUUACCCUUUCCUUAUCUCUGUAGUUCCAAACCCCUUUAUUGUGUGCAAUAAUAUAUUGGCAAUGUUGUUUACUGUUAAACUUUGAAAAAUGCAAUAGUUAUUUUUCAGUAGUGACAUCUUAAUAACUGGUUCUUAACUGUCUUAAGGAGAGUUUAGAGGCACCAUUUAGUUAAGUGGUUGGAAAUGGCAUGUGCUGUUCUUGAAUUCUGGUCUGAUAUACAGAAUUACAAGGAUCAGUGUGAGCACCAGUGUCACAUGGUAGCAGUCACCUGCUUUAUGAACAGACUGUUACUAAACACUACAGGAAAAAAGGUUGGUUUUUUUUUUGGAGAGGAGUCUAAGAUCUAGUUCAAAUAAGAGGUUAACAGGAGUCCUGCAUUAGUGUACAUAUACUACUGGCUUUUAAACAUUCCCUGGAAAAACAGAAAGCUCAGCAGAGAUUCUUUGGCAUUAGACAGUCUGCCAUGCUUGAGGGUUUUUUUUGUUUUCAGACUUGCCUGCAGAUGGUCGUGUGUUUUCUUAGGUGCAGCCCUGUACCUGCUUCUCACACCAUCCAGGUGAAGUUGUCUCUGAGAAUGUAUGAGCAAACCACUAGGAAGCAGCAGCACUCCUCAAUUAUUUUAUUCUCCUAGAAAUGUGAAUGACUAGUGGCAAGGAAGAGCAGUUUUUAUUGUUCUGGCUCCCUCUUUAUCCUGGAUACCUCUUCUGUGGUCAUGGUCAGAUGAAGUACUGGAUCUUUAGCUUUGCAGGUGUCUGCAGAGCAGCAGCCUCAGACACUGCAGCAGCUGCAUUGUUAGGAACCAGCCAUUGUCCCUGCUCCUUACUGCCAUGGCUCUGCAGAGGCUGCAGGAGGAGAAGGAGCUUGAACAGCCCUUGUCUGUUGGGCCUGCCAGCCCCUCUGCAGCGGGAACAGGAGGGGAGAGACAAGCAACAGAAGUAGACCCUGCACACAGGCACUUUGAUAUCAGCUGCCUUGCUGAUCCUAUCAGGGCUAGGAUAAGAUGUCUGCCUCUUAGCCACCAUGGUUUGCUGAACCAGGUUCCUUAUUUGCAACUAAUUUUGAGCACAGCUGAGCCUGGGUUUGUUGUUUGUACAUUUUCACCUCACAUUCAGCAGGUCUUCUCUUCCCUCCAUGACUUGUUGAGAAAAACACUCCAAGGAAUCUGUCUGGCUUUGCUUGUAUGUGUGGUUUCUCUACACAGUGUGCUGUCCCCUGGAGUGCAGCUGUUUUGUGUGUUACAUGGCCUGUUCUAAUCCAUGCUGAGCUGUGCUUGGCAGAGAAAGAAAGCUCUGAAGAAAUGCACAGGCUUUCUUGUUCAGGUAAAUGAGGCAGGGUGCCUAAGCUGAGUUCUUAUAGUAAGAGGACUUAUUUUUAUACUUCCACUCUUAGCUUCCUGUAUUCCCAUACUGUUACUGUUACUGUUAUGCUUAACAUUAAGCAUAAGACUUAAUGUUAAGUCUUAUGCUUCCAUUUAGAAGAAGGUUAAUUUCCUUAUGGUUCACAGGGUUUCAUGUCAGGAAAGAUGAAAAUAGAUGAGAACUUGCACCUAUAUAAAUUUAGCUGAAGUACCAAUCUUCUCCAUUUCAUCCUAAAAUUCUCUUGGCUCUGUCCUACUUAUUUAAGCAACAGAAGUCCUGGACAAGAGUUUGGGUAGCAGCCAGGGGAAGCACUAGGCUCUCAUGAGCCUUAGGACUAACUCAAGCAAGUGGAAUCACUGGAAGUAAACAGACAGAGGUCAUUGUGGCUGCUUUACUAAGAGUGGCCUAAUCCAGGGAGGGUAAACUGCUUUCAGGAGGCUGGCUCUGAGCUGUACACCAGUGUGCAAGCAUGUCCUUUCACAGGUUAACAAAGCUGCACGUGUUCAGCCAGUCAGAUGUACUGAAAGGACGUUCUGGAAGUGCAAAAUAGGACUAAAAUGAAAGUUUUCUGUUGCUAAUCCAAACCAAAAGAAAUUGCAGUACACUACUGAAGCUCUCUUAGAGACCUUGAGGUCAGAAAGGGAUGGAAUGUAAGUGCACAAACAUGUCUGCCCUUUUAAAAAGCCCUUUAAGAGGUGAAUUUGAUUACAGGUCUGUGCUGCUAUCUGGUUUGUGCUUUGCAAUAGUGAGUUCUGCAAAAUGCCUGCAUCUCUUCCUCUGUGAUUCUUAACUUUUAAGGAGUAGGGGAGAAUAAAUCCACUGGGCAUCAUGUGAUUUUUUUAAAUUUCCUAAUGAUUGGGAAAGGAUAACAAAAAGUGAAUCAGCUGGGUUUUUGUUUUGGUUUGGGCUUUUUUUUUUCAGAAUAACUGUUAGUCAUAGCAGGGGAACAUGUCUUUUGUGUUUUCAGGAGAUAACUCUGUCUAGGUCCUUAGUUUUUUCAAGUGAAGUAUAUAAAAUAAAGAUUGUUGAUUGCAAAACA